CGGAGUUGGUGUAAUCUGAUUAGAAGUGGAUUAAGUUGAAAAAUAACCGAACUUUCUCUAUUCAUUUAUGGGAGUGUUUGACACGGGCGAGCUUAUUUAAGUAUUUGAAAUAGUGGGUUGAAAAUUUGAUGUUGUUCAAAGAUUUUUGUAAUUUCCUUCGAAGUUAUGAAGAUAAAUUGGUUAAGGGAUUUGAAAUUCUAUAGAAGUUUUUUCAGUUGACAUUCUUGACUUGGGGGAUACUAUAUAUUUUCUUCCCUUCAUCUGGGGUUUGAGCUGGAUUUGCAUAGAUACUUAACCUUCUGAUCAUCUAUGAGGAGUUUCUGUUAGAGGAUUUUGGAGAAUACUUGAAAAUCUUGGAAGGUUUUUGUUGAGAUAUUGAAGUACAGAUUGAAGAUAUUUAGCUGCUGAAGGAGGGUUUUGAAGGAGUGGUUAACUCCUAGUACUUCUGGUUGAAAAUGGGCUCCACAGAUGCGACACAUUUGGUUGUUUCCUUAAUUUUCUUGGUCAUUUUAGGCUCAAAUCUCAUUGCAGGACAAACAUUCUCUUCAAAUUCUUCUAAGCCUGGUACAUAUGUUCGUGAUGUAAACAAUGGGUCACAACCUAUGAUACGGUCAGAUGAUACUGUGAGGUUGGAUCCACUUGAAAAUUUCAAGAAAUAUAAAGGAGGAUAUGAUAUCAAAAACAAACAUUAUUGGAGUUCAGCCAUAUUUACAGGAGUUCAUGGAUAUGUCAUUGGGGUAAUCUGGCUUCUGGGUGGCAUAGCAUAUGGAGGCUUUCUGCUAGCACUUGCUUUCUGCUGUAAAACUAGAAGGUAUGGACAGCAGAAGAAAAGAUUGCCUUGCCACAAGCAAUGUUGGCCUAUUCUGUUGGCUAUAUUUUUCACUACCCUAGCAAUAACUGCAUCUGGGCUAGUUCUUGGAGGGAAUGCGAAGUUCCAUUCACGAGCUAAAAAUGUGGUGGACAUCAUCAUUGACACGGCGAAUGACGCAUGGAAAACCAUGUACAACACAACAGGAGUAUUGAAAGACAUGAAAGAGAAUUUAGGAGUAUCUAAACAAAGGGCUGCCGCUCAGGCAUCUACCCUCCUUACCACCACAUCAGCGAAACUUGAUGCUGAAGCUGCUGAUAUACAAAGGCGAGCUCGGAAGAAUAGGCACUUGAUCGAUAAGGGUCUCAAGAUAGUUUAUAUAGUAACCACGGUGACAAUUUCCUUGAACCUGGCUGCACUAAUUGCUCUUUCAGUCUGUGGAACUCUGAGGUUACGGCGACCACUUUACAUAUUAAUUGUUGUUUGUUGGAUCCUGACUGUUCUAUGCUGGUUGUUCUUUGGGCUGUAUUUCUUCUUAGAAAACUUUUCAAGAGAUUCAUGUGCAGCUCUCAAAAACUUCCAACAGAAUCCUUACAACAACAGCUUGAGUUCAAUCCUUCCCUGCGAUCAAUUGCUCUCAGCAAAAGCAGUGUUAUUUGAUGUCAGUAGAGGGAUCUACAGACUUGUUAAUCAGGUGAAUGCAAACUUAUCAACCAUGCAAGGAGUACCUUAUACAGUUUGCAAUCCCUUCUCAGCACCACCUGAAUACCAAUACCAGCCUGAUAAGUGCCCUGCUAACACAAUCCGAAUCGGUGAGAUCCCACAGGUAUUGAAGGUAUUUACUUGUUCCAGUUUCGAUAAUGGAACAUGUGCCAACGGACAAUUCAUAUCGCCUAACUAUUAUAGAACAGUUGAGGCAUACAGCACAUCCAUUCAGAGCCUACUAAAUGUGUACCCUCAGAUGGAAAAUCUAGUACAAUGUAAAGCAGUGAAGGAUGCGUUCUCUGAGAUCCUUUUGUACCAUUGUAAACCAUUGAAAAGAUACGUUCGAAUGGUGUGGGCAUCAAUGGUGUUUCUCUCAUUAGUCAUGGUAUUUCUGGUUCUGAUCUGGACAAUGCUGGCUCAACAUGAGCAAGAACACCAUUCUUUAGACGGUUCUGUGAAGCCACGUUUGCCAUCUGUCGCAGAGGAAUUGGAAACUGGAACCAAAGAUAGCACAGAACAUACUGUUUCAGUCUAGGAAGUAGCAACAUUUUACCUAGGAUACUACAUUAAAUUCUGGAAGAUCAAUGGUGCAAGCCAACUUCCAAGAACACGGGAUCAAGAAUUCAUGGUACGAUAUUGCUAGGUAGAUUAGAUACAUACCAACAAAGAAAAUUAGUGCAGAAUUCAUGGUACUUCAAAUUUGAAGGCCUACUGGUUUUUUCACUUCUUUGAUUGAAUAUCAGACCCCAAAUCUGGGGCACAGAUUUGAAAACUUGAUGUACAUCCAAUUUAAUGUAUCAAAAACACUACCUUAAUACAAUCAAAUAUAAGCAACA
Messenger RNA from Populus nigra (black poplar), 2349 nucleotides. RefSeq lists its product as uncharacterized. Bases 456 to 2048 code for a protein of 530 amino acids. The transcript has 11 exons. Lineage: Eukaryota; Viridiplantae; Streptophyta; Magnoliopsida; Malpighiales; Salicaceae. Gene Ontology annotation, cellular component: membrane. The record is from RefSeq and is a predicted model, not a curated record.